AUGCCUUUUGGGAUCCUAGACGACGACAAGCUAGAACAUAUUCCGGGAACGGCUCCCCUGAACAGCCUCUCAGAUACCAGUUCAUACUCGGGCGUAGACCCAGGUCUUCUCAAACAUGACCCCACUGGCCAGAUCGUGCUCGUCCCUCAACCCUCCGACUCUCCCAAUGACCCACUGAACUGGUCCCGCAGCAAGAAGGAAAUGUUCACUGUCGCAUAUGGCUGGGGCUGCGGUUGUGUAGGAGCCGUUGGUCCACUUCUCGGUGGUGCAUUCGUCCCUCUCGCCGCAGAAUUCGGCGUCUCGCUGACGACAUUCGUCUCUGCUGUACAGGGUGGCACAAUCGCAGCCAUCGCCGUUGGAAGUCUGAUAUUCAACUCUUUGGCUGUCAAAUACGGAAAGCGACCUGUUUAUCUUGGAACCACUGUUGGCUUGAUGGUGUCCUGCUUUUGGGCGGCAGGAGCAAAAAGUUUCGAAUCGUUCGUUGCUGCGCGGGUGCUAUGUGGCCUCUGUAUGGCACCAAUGGAAGCCUUGGUUCCUGCGUCAAUCUCGGAUAUCUGGUUUGUCCACGAGCGUGGUUACCGGACGGCAAUCUUCAACCUAGGUGUCUUGGGCGGGAUUAAUCUUGCAUUACCGAUCGCCGCUGCAGUCAUUGAGUAUGGAUCCUAUCAUGAUGCGCUGUAUGCUAUGGGCGGUGCCUUUGCUCUGACUCUCAUCCUCGUUUUCUUCUGGAUGCCCGAGUCCGCUUACACAAGAGAGGCUUUCAAUAUCGAUACUGCGGAUACAAACAUCAUACUGGAUGGGAAGAGAAGCCUGGAGCAAGUUGAAUACUCCCCCGAUGCUGAAUCUCGAACCACCGAAAGGGCAAAAUCCUGGACGAAGGAACUCAUGCCUUACAGUGGUUAUGUCAACCAUGUUUCAUUCUGGAAUACACUUAUUCGCCCAUUUUAUCUCUUGGCAUCACCAGCUGUGCUUUGGGCUGUUCUAUUGUUUACCACCUGCAUCUCAUGGCUGGUCGGCAUUUCUCUCACGCUCUCUCAAAUUUUCUCCGCUCCGCCAUACAACUUUUCUGUCGUCGGUGUCGGUGCAACAAAUCUUUCAUCAUUCGUUGCAUCUGUCCUUGGUACUGUGAUCGCGGGACCUUUGAUUGACGGUUUGGUUACAAGAAUGUCUAAGAAGAACGGUGGUAUAUUUGAACCGGAAUUCCGUCUCCCUAUCAUGGCCACAUACCUCCUAUUUACCUCAACAGGAUUCUUCGCCUGGGGGCAAUCGUCAUACGCACAGGAUCCGUGGCCGGUGCCCGUUAUCGUGUGCCUGGGACUCAUCAACUUCGGCGUCCAACUAGGAACCACCGGCGUCGUCACAUAUGUUGCUGAUUGUCACCGAGAGAAGGCUGGUGAAGCUUUUGCGACUAUGAAUUUUGUCAAGAAUAUGUUCGCAUUUGGGCUGUCGUUCUACAUCAAUGGCUGGAUCGAUACCCAGGGUAUUCGCAACUGCUUCUUUACUAUCGGCGGUAUCACGGUAGGUGUUACACUGUUUACAAUUCCAAUGUGA
Molecule: messenger RNA, 1551 nt
Organism: Penicillium cinerascens
Lineage: Eukaryota; Fungi; Ascomycota; Eurotiomycetes; Eurotiales; Aspergillaceae
Product: major facilitator superfamily domain-containing protein
Exons: 6
Coding region: 1-1551 (516 amino acids)
Biological process (GO): transmembrane transport
Molecular function (GO): transmembrane transporter activity
Source: RefSeq, a predicted model, not a curated record